This is a messenger RNA of Oppiella nova, 1012 nucleotides long. NCBI's taxonomy places the organism in Eukaryota, Metazoa, Arthropoda, Arachnida, Sarcoptiformes, Oppiidae. The record is from the annotation of a GenBank genome assembly.
GUUUUUUGUUGUUUCCACUCGUCUUCACGUUAUAUUUCAUAUCAUUUUUAAUUUAAUAAUCAAAUAAAAUGCUCUCAAAAUCAGUGAUAAUCAGACUCUUGUGUCUGAGUCUAAGUGUCAUCUGCACCAACGGUCACUUACCCCACGAGCACAUCGGCGGACCGAUUCUCAUUGAGUCCCGACCCCCACCAGCCCUCCCAUUCUAUGGCCCCCCGAUCCCCAUAGUGGCCGCGUCUGUCAAAUCGCCGCCAAUCGUGGCUGCAGUCAAGUCAGUGCCUCUGCCACCCGUCACCCGCGCCCGGAUUGGUGUCAAAACGGUGUUCCGUCCGCCACCACCAGCACCUAUAGUCCAACAGGUUGUCCAACAGCCACUUCAUAUAGAGCAACACGAAUUGGUAGGAGUACCGGAGCCCUAUAACUUCAACUUCGAGCACAAGGAUGACAGUGGAAAUGGACAGUAUAGACGAGAAUCUGGUGAUACCGCUGGUGUGGUUCGUGGAUCUUAUGGAUACACCGAUGCCUACGGUUUAUACAGAAUUGUCGAUUACGUGGCCGAUAAGGACGGCUUCAGAGCGAGUAUCCGCACCAAUGAGCCAGGUCUGAAUGAGCCGCAUCCAGUGUCAGGUUCAGUGCCAAACCCGGCUGACAUCACUCUGGCGGCUGAGGAGACCCCGGCCCGCGUCAAGGAUCUCAUCCGUUUGGCUCCCAUUAAGGCAUAUGACGGCCGAAUCCGAGCCCCCGUUUCUAACAGCGUUGACAACAAAUAUGAUAACAAAUAUGUUUCCAGAGAUUAGUUUAUAACUAAAGAUUAAAUUUAUUUUUUAUCAAAUUGCCUUUAUAUUAAGUUUUUAAAUUUAUUUUUUUAGUAAAUCACUUUUCAGCUACAAAUUUAUAUUAUUUUUUAACAUAUUAUUCGACAGCCGGUGCUUAUAUUAACGUCAACCGCUAUGCCAUUCAAGAAUCAGAAUUUAUGUGUCAUUCCUAUGAAUUCAAUUCUGUGCCAACGCUUGCC